AAAUAACAAGCGGGCGGGCGGCCGCGGCGCUGCGGCGCAGUUGUCUGACGGCAGCCCGCGGCUGCGGACGUCGCCGGCAGAGGCGCCCUGCGCUGCGGCGCGGGGACCACGCCGCGGCUGCCACGGGAUGACGUGAGCCGCCUGCAUUGCGAGAGUGAGUCCUUCAAGAUGGACCUCAUUCUCGACGUCAACACGUGGCUGUACCCCAUGGAAUUGGGCGACAAGUUCCGGCUGGUGCUGGCGACGACGCUGCAGGAGGACGGCUACCCGGACAGCGGCGACUGGAACCCGCGCGAGACGGAGGGGUCGCGCGCCGACCGCUUCGAGUACAUCAUGUACGGCAAGGUGUACCGCAUCGAGGGCGACGACGCCGCCACCGAGCCGUCCAGCCGCCUGGCAGCGUACGUUUCGUUCGGCGGCCUGCUGAUGCGUCUGCAGGGAGACGCCAACAACCUGCACGGCUUCGAGGUGGACCAGACCAUGUACCUGCUCAUGAAGAAGCUUGCCUUCUAGACUGAAAACUUGUAUUACAAUCUCGUUUAAUAAAUGCCUUACCACUUUCUGUAA
Molecule: messenger RNA, 567 nt
Organism: Schistocerca americana (American grasshopper)
Lineage: Eukaryota; Metazoa; Arthropoda; Insecta; Orthoptera; Acrididae
Gene: Rpb8
Product: DNA-directed RNA polymerases I, II, and III subunit RPABC3
Exons: 4
Coding region: 169-513 (114 amino acids)
Biological process (GO): DNA-templated transcription
Cellular component (GO): RNA polymerase I complex; RNA polymerase II, core complex; RNA polymerase III complex
Molecular function (GO): DNA-directed RNA polymerase activity
Source: RefSeq, a predicted model, not a curated record